Messenger RNA from Diprion similis, 3241 nucleotides. RefSeq names its product protein disulfide-isomerase (gene Pdi). Gene Ontology annotation, molecular function: protein disulfide isomerase activity. The coding region runs from base 201 to 1700 and encodes 499 amino acids. The record is from RefSeq and is a predicted model, not a curated record. Gene Ontology annotation, biological process: response to endoplasmic reticulum stress; protein folding. NCBI's taxonomy places the organism in Eukaryota, Metazoa, Arthropoda, Insecta, Hymenoptera, Diprionidae. Gene Ontology annotation, cellular component: endoplasmic reticulum. The transcript is spliced from 8 exons.
UUGUUGGACGAACUCGUAUCUCGCCGCGUUGGAAGGAUAGCAGUUGCCUGUUGAGCGGCACUUUCGUCACUUCUUCCUUGUCCUUUGUUGCCGGAAUUGGUCUCUGCGCGUGUAGUAGCGGCGUAGAGGUGUAACGGAGCGGUGUCGCGGCUGGCCAUUUGAUACAUACAUCGAUACGCACGUACGAUCAUUUCGCAAACAUGAAGUAUCUCCCGGUUAUCUUUUUUGCCAUUUCGACGAUCGCCGUUGUUCUCGGCGACGAGAGUUCAGUUCUCGAAGAAGAGGAUGGCGUUCUGAUUGUAACUAAGAAAAACUUUCAACAGGCUGUUACCGACAAUCAGUUCGUUCUCGUCGAAUUCUAUGCCCCAUGGUGUGGCCAUUGCAAAGCAUUGGCACCAGAAUAUGUUAAGGCAGCUAAGCAGUUGGCCGACUUGGGUUCUGAAGUAAAACUUGGAAAAGUUGAUGCCACCAUAGAAACAGAACUCGCAGAGGAACAUGGCGUCAGGGGUUACCCAACUCUAAAAUUCUUCCGCAAGGGAUCACCUGUUGAGUAUGGCGGCGGUCGUCAAGCUGAUGACAUUGUUAAUUGGCUGCUUAAGAAAACUGGACCUCCAGCUAAGGACUUGACUUCCGUAGAUGAUGCUAAAACUUUCAUCGACGGAAACAAUGUCGCUGUCGUUGGCUUUUUCAAGGACCAGGAUUCAGAUGCUGCAAAAUUGUUCUUGGAUGUUGCGAACAGCGUUGAUGAUCAACCCUUCGGAAUUUCAAGCAGCGAAGAUGUGUUUGGCGAAUACCAAGUCGAAGAUGGCAAGAUUGUUCUAUUCAAGAAGUUUGACGAAGGAAAAGUUGAAUUUUCGGGCGAAGUAACUGAAGAAGCUUUGAAACGUUUUGUUGCCAGCCAAUCUUUGCCACUGAUUGUAGAAUUCAAUCAUGAUACCGCUCAGAAAAUCUUCGGUGGAGACAUCAAGAGCCACUUACUGUUGUUCUUGAGCAAGGAAGGAGGCGACUUUGAUAAAUAUGUUGAAGGUAUCAAGGAAUCAGCAAAGAAGUUCCGUGAACAGGUUCUGUUCGUUACAAUUAAUGCGGAUGAAGAAGAUCAUGAGAGAAUCUUGGAGUUCUUUGGAAUGAAGAAACAAGAAGUGCCUGCAAUGCGUUUGAUUAGGCUGGAAGAGGAUAUGGCCAAAUACAAACCGGAAAAUCCGGAACUUAGUCCCGAGAAUGUACUUGCAUUUGUAACUGCAUUCGCAGAGGACAAAUUGAAAAAGCAUCUUCUGUCCCAGGAUUUGCCUGAAGAUUGGGACAAAGAACCCGUCAAAGUACUCGUCAGCACUAACUUUGAUGAAGUUGUACUUGAUACCGAGAAGGAUGUCUUGGUCGAGUUUUACGCUCCUUGGUGUGGUCAUUGUAAACAACUGGUGCCGAUCUAUGAUGCUCUUGCUGAGAAAUUCAAAGACAGCAAAACGGUUCUCAUCGCGAAGAUGGAUGCCACUGCCAACGAGCUUGAACACACCAAAAUUACUAGCUUCCCAACAAUUAAACUGUACCAAAAAGGAGACAAUAAGAUUGUCGAAUACAGUGGAGAAAGAACGUUGGAAGGUUUAUCCAAAUUUUUAGAGACCGGAGGUGUUUAUGGUCAGAGCGCCGAAGAGGCCGAGGAGGAAGAUGAAGAUGAUGAUGUACCACGAAAGGAUGAAUUGUAAUCUGAUGCACAAUUCAAGAAAAUCAAUUACCCCUUAAUAUAUCUUUUCCUGUCACAUGGAGCGAAGUCGGCGCAAACAUGUGUUCUCGAAUCGUGCGUUGGGUCACGUUAAAAUGGAGGGAAAGAAAAAAUAAAUUAAAAAUGAGGUCACCUGUUGUGCUUAAAAAAAGCGUCAAACCUAUGUUAACACCACUAAAUACUGUCAUUUUAACGUACAAAUAUCUACAAAGGUUGUUAGUACGCCAUUUUAUCAAAUAAGAGGUACUAAAAAUCGACCGAAUCAUGUACAGGAUCAAUUUUCCUACUAGCCUUUAAAAAUUUUCACAUUUUUCAGCUGACUAAAAAUUUAUUCCGACUUUGAAUAUUUCUAACUCUGGAUCUUGAUUCUUGUGUAUAAUUACUGAAUAGGUUUAGUUUCAGAUUUUUUUUUAAAUAAUAUAUUGUACGUGGUCGUAAAUAGGUUUUUUUUUUUUUUUUAUUGCAAUUUAACCAUUUUUCUGUUGAUGCUUUACCAUUUUUGUUUUCAUUCAAUUGAUCAAAUCGCAGUACAAGUCAAGAAAACCUUAUGUAAUUUACCCCCGAUUCUUAAACUUGGCCGCUUGCGAGAUGUUCGUUUUCCCUCAAUUAAUAUAUCUUAAAACCUGCACGUCGAACAAUGGUACAUCUUUUUAUGCCGAGCACAACUUUGCUAAUACGUGAGGUAAAAAAGACUGCUUCCAUGGUGCGUAUGAUACUUUAUACGGUAAAAGUACGGUUCACAAGUUUUGUUUCAUCAUUGCGAAGUACAAAAAACCACUACUUAUUGCCAAGAUAUAAAAGUGCUUCUUUUCUGUACUGUGGCAAAAAUGACCAUGCUUGCGUCGCACAAAACAUAUUUCAAUACAAAAGAAAGUUGUGGAAUGAUAAGGUUAGAUAUCCGAAGGAACUACAGUGGGUUUCGUUCACUCGUAUUUCAGCAUGACAAAUUGUUAUUUAAAUAUCCAAAAGUUGAACCAUCACAGUGACCUGACUGACCAGGAAGCCACCGUAUAAAUGCGUUGAGCUAGGUCGAUUCAUCCUACUUUCUUCUGGUAUUUGGUUUAAUUCGUAUUUUACAAAAUGUAAUAAUUUGUGAAAUCGAAUUUAUCAUUUAUUUGGACUUGAUUCGACGUUCUAUGCAUCCACAUAUCUGCGUAUCUAUGUUUGCUUCAGAAUUGCCUACAAAAUAAUGUAAACUAGUUUUUGUUUUUGCUACGUUUUUUCAUACGGGCCCAGAAAAUUGUUUUUUUAUAUAUUUUUUUUUUAUAAUACUUCCAUUUUUCCAUUCUUUAUUUUAAGUCUUUUUCUGUUCAACUUGCCAAUAAGUUUACAGUUACAUGACUGUUGAUUUAUCUGCAGGUUAUUUAUUCCAUAUGCGGCAUUUAAUUGAAGAAAACUAGAAAAGUGGUUGUUAUUUAAGAAGUAUUUAGGUGAGGAAGUAAUUCCAAUUUAAUUGUAAUUUUACCGACUGAAACGUUUGUAGAAGAUUAUGGAUGAGAUAAAAUGAGAAAUUAUAUCUUUUAA